Molecule: messenger RNA, 885 nt
Organism: Rhizopus microsporus ATCC 52813
Lineage: Eukaryota; Fungi; Mucoromycota; Mucoromycetes; Mucorales; Rhizopodaceae
Product: casein kinase II beta subunit
Exons: 5
Coding region: 169-864 (231 amino acids)
Cellular component (GO): cytoplasm; protein kinase CK2 complex
Molecular function (GO): protein kinase regulator activity
Source: RefSeq, a predicted model, not a curated record
AUUGUUAGUGCUGCCAUUAACUCGAAUAGACAAGUAAAACUAAGUAGUGUACAAAGAAACUUUUCAAUUUACUGCUUUUAAUCUUGCCCUUCAAAAAAAACUACAACCGUGACUUUUUGCUAGACAAGUUCUUUUUUUUUCUCUUAAACAAAAACCUCUUUAACCAAAAUGAACGUUUAUGUUGAUGGUGACGAUUCAGCUUCUAUGGAUUUAGAUCAACCUCAAUCGUGGAUUAGUUGGUUCUGUUCAGCGCCUAAUCACAAGUAUUAUGCAGAAAUAGACGAGAAGUUCAUCGAAGAUCCUUUCAAUUUAAGCGGUUUGAGUUCUCAAGUGCCCUUAUACAAAGAAACACUUGAAGUCAUUCUUAAUAUGGAACCCAAUGAUGCGAUGUACAGCCGUAUUCCUGACUUGAGCUUACUUCAACCCUCAGCAGAACUAUUGUAUGGCUUGAUUCAUCAACGGUAUAUCAUUACAAAGGAUGGUAUGCUACAAAUGUUGGAAAAAUAUAAGGCAGGUGAAUUUGGCAAAUGUCCUAGAGUUUAUUGUGAUGGUUGUCACCUUUUGCCUUGUGGUCAACAUGAUACACCAAAGCAGAGUAAUGUACGCCUUUAUUGCCCAAAUUGCAAGGAUAUCUAUAUACCACCUAAUCCGAAAUAUGCUCACAUUGAUGGGGCUCACUUUGGUACGACUUUCCCUCAUCUAUUCUUUCACACCUUUCCUGCAUGUAUCAGAGAAGUUACGCCUACUGUCUAUCAACCAAAAAUAUUUGGAUUCCGUGUUAGUCCACUGUCAUCGACGGGACCACGUAUGCAAUGGCUUAGAACAUUUCCUGAUAAAAAACUAACCGAGGAAGAUGAAGAGUAAAUAUAUAUAUAUAUAUAUAUA